GCACGACCACGAUCGUUUCAAUGGUUGACAUUUCGAACGGGGACGAAAUCGAAAAGGCCAAACGUUUCCGUUUCGAGUCUUUAGUCGUAGUGCGUGCCCGACUUUAAUUCGAUCAUGGCGCAAAACGUGCAACGUUUGCUAUUCGUUUCAUUAGCGGCGAUCGCUGCGGCGACGUGGAUAGUGGCAGGCGAUUCGCCGGUCGAUCCGGUCGUAAUCAACAACAACACGGCCACCGACGUCCCGAACGUCACCGAGAUAUCUCCGGCUCCCAAUUCGACGACGACCCCGUUCACAUCCUCGACCCCACCGUCUACCACCAUCACCACUCCCUCCCCGCCCACAUCUACCACCAAGAAAUCUCCCACCUCUGUCACGACGAGCUCGUCAUCUUCUACUGCCGCCACCGCCACCACCACUACGCAGGCGCCGCAGCACCAGAGGAAAUUCGACGGCCCCAGCUUCGUCGGGGGCAUCAUCCUCGCGCUGGGCUUGGUCGCCAUCGGCUUCGUAGCCUUCAAGUUCUACAAGGCGCGGACCGAAAUGAACUACCAUACUCUUUAAAGGGGCAUCACGAUUCGUCACCCGGAGGUUUGCGAUUCAUUCGUAUUGUGAUACGCGGGGCAGCUGCACGGGGCUCCGCCCCUCUCUCUCAAUGGUUAUCGUGUGUAUCGCGUGGAUCUGCACUGUUUAUAAGAAAAAAAUCAAAACUCUCGAAUCACCGUUUGUAUACAAUCGCGGUGGCAUCUCGAAUACUCAAAGCUUCUGAUCGCGCGAGAUCACGUGACAACCCGAGACCCAACUAUAAUGGUAAAGGUAAUGCGCUUAGAAUAAGCUCAUAGCACGUACGUGUUGUAUUCAAAAUGUAAGGUUACUUUUACGUUUUAUCAACAAAUGCUUGUUGAUUCAUCAAAAUUAAUGGGGUCCCCUUUUUUUUCACAUCUGGUAUAACCUUCAGUUCUUCCAGCGAUCUUUUCGUUAUCUCUUCAAUCGUUCCUUUCGUGGGUUUCCAGAGUUUUGAGAAUAGGAAAAAGUCGCGUGAGGUCGUAUCCGGCGAAUAUAGUGGCCGAAAGUCCAAAAAGUCAGACAAGCAACGAUGAGUGACGCUUUAUUGACCGCAUGACUUUGUGCGACUUGACGUACUACGAAACGAUAAUCAAAGAAAACAGUAAGCGAAUCUGGGUUCACCCAUUGGGAAAACUGGGAUUUGAUUUCUAUGUCAUAACUAUAUACCCCUGAUUCGUCACCAGUUAUGACAUUUUUGAGCAUAUCGGGAUCAUCAUUGGCUCUUCAAAAUUUGGGAAAAAAUUGCAUCGCACGAGCCAAUAGAAAUGCCGAUGUCUUUAUCCACUUCUCUAAUUUGCAUCACUUCUUCAACGCUUUCAUCAGUUAUGUCACAUCUCACAAAAAAAAAGUAAACUGCCUGAGACUCUGAACCUGUGUUGGGGACAUGGGUACCAACAUUACAAAGAUCACCUUACUUUUUGAACACCCCACGUAUACCCUUUAUAUACUGUUUUAUACCAAUUCUGAGAAAAUGUUGCCGAUCUCACAUUUGAAUCACGCUUGUCUCGAAUAAUAAUAAUUCGGUAAGUUUUAAGUCAUUUUAACUGCUGCCGAAUAUCACAAGAUCAUCGCGUCGCAUUCCGCAUUUUCUGAUGGCAAAAUUGGUUUUCCUUUCAUCCUCUCGUCAUUUGAAAUUCAAUACAAGGAAAACUCGGAAUUUAAGGCAUACACAAGACGCGAAGAAUGUUUAACUUCUUCGUCAUAUUUUAGCAUAAGAAAUUUUUAACGGAAGAUCGUCUAUGGUACAUAAUACUUUUAAAUCGAACGUUUCUUUCACUUUCGCAGUGGUUGAACAAAACUUAUUGGAGGUAUUGACAGAAUAUCGAUUUCAAAUGUCCUCAAAAAUAAUUUUCGAUGUAUCGAUAUUUUAAUCCCUUCACUUAUCCAACGCAUCCAAUCGAUGAGAACCAAGACUGUAAAAUAUGGUUUUCUGAAGACGUUGCACAAGCUUUUCGGUUUAUGGCAUCGAACUCGUCACUUCAAAAGCCGGGUUUUUCAACUUUUGUCCAAUUAUCUACAGGAAGUAAACUUACGACAUGAUAAAAUACUCGGAUGUCAUGAAAACCUGAACAGUUUUUGCUACUUUCAAAGUAUAGGCUUCACUUGCUUCUGAAACUUACUUGUUGAGUCAAUGUAAAUUUAAUCCAGAUGUAUAUUGAUUAGAAGCUCAUGUUCUAAGCUACAAUCUUGAGCGAAAACUUACCAUUACGAAGUGAUACAUAGGUUGACGUAGAAUAAACAUAUAAGGUUGCUGCAAUCAAGAGAGUACUUCCUAAAUACUCCUCUUAUUUGUUGGUACAGAGUUGAUUGCUCCACGGUGAAAGUAAAAAACACUUCGAUCUACUUCACUUUCGAUAAUUUUUGUGAAUUCUUCACAUAUAUUAGUCACAAGAGGGUUUUUUACACUCUACGUAGUCCAUAACUUUUUGUAAAAACAUUAACGAACGUCCAUCUUUUGGAACCCAUUAUUUGGUGCAGAAAAUCGAGGUAAAAUAAUAAAACGUCCAUUAUUCGUCCAAAUUGGUUGGUCACGUAACCUUGACGCACCGCAUCCUGUCGAUUUACGAUUCGUAUUCUGUCCUUAAGAAGUGCUCUUAAGAUAGGGUAGAUUUUUAAGUCGGAGAAACCGUUUAAAAGGGAGCGCUAGUCUACAGAUUAUAUUAUUAUGUGUUUAUAGUCGUAGUUUUUAUUGUAGUUUACGAGUGCGAGGUUAAAUGAAACGGAUAUUUUUCUAAAGUUUAGUCACAUUACGAUACAUUAGAUGAUUACGAUUCAACGUGCCGGUGUAGUUAACUUAAUUUCUAACGUCGUUGUAUAUUAUUACUUAAUAAAGUUUAACUGU
Messenger RNA from Cylas formicarius (sweet potato weevil), 2905 nucleotides. Its product is annotated as sialomucin core protein 24-like. The record is from RefSeq and is a predicted model, not a curated record. Lineage: Eukaryota; Metazoa; Arthropoda; Insecta; Coleoptera; Brentidae. Gene Ontology annotation, cellular component: cytoplasmic vesicle. Bases 115 to 561 code for a protein of 148 amino acids. The transcript has 3 exons.